UUGCGACUGGUUAACAUGAAGGUGUCAUGUGGGUUAGGUGCUUUGGUGGCUUUAGCAGUUUUAGGUUCCACUAUCGCAUCAGUUAACGGUUUGCGUCGAGGCUGUGGUGUGCGCAAAGUGCAUUACAACAAUCUCAUACUUGGUGGACAGAAAGCACCUGCUGGGAAAUGGCCUUGGCAUGCAAUCAUAGUGCAUCGGGCGGGAGAUACCGUGCAGGCCGUAUGCGGAGGUUCAAUUAUCGAUAAGUACACUAUUCUGACUGCGGCUCAUUGUCUCUACACCACCCACGGAGUGAUUGCGCGAAACAGGCUACAGGUGUACGUUGGCCGAACACAACUAUCCGUCAUAGACGACCGGAGUAGAUCGUACUCAGCCGAGCGGUUCAUUGUUCAUACUGGCUACAGUCAGCUGCACGUGCGGGAUGAUAUUGCGCUGAUUAAAGUGACGAAAGAAAUCGACAUGAGUGGCUUCAUUCAGCCGGUGUGUUUGUGGCCGUCGGAACCAAUUUCCGGCACGGAUAUUGUUGGACGGCGUGGUGCUGUCGUUGGGUUUGGAUUAACCGAUGUCGAUAAGCCGUCCGAUGUUAUGCUGGACGCGGAAGUACCGGUCGUAGAUCUGUGGAGCUGUUUGGAAAGCAACCGUGGCGCGUUCGGGACGCAUCUUGCCCGCACAAUGCUCUGUGCCGGUGGACGAGAUGGUGUUGGGCCAUGCAAUGGUGACAGUGGGGGAGGAUUGUUCCUUGAGAUUGGAGGCGUGUGGUACGUCCGUGGCAUUGUGUCAUUUGCUCCCAACUUGGACGGUGUCCCGAAGUGUGAUUCUACCCAGUACACGGUGUUCACGGAUGUGGCAAAGUAUUUAGACUGGAUAGUGGAGGCUGACGGGAAUGGUACUCUGGUGAGUGCGUUGCGAAUAACAAAUAAACCAGUCGCUGCACAGAGCAUGAUAAACUCCGCUGGGUGUGGUAAAGAAUCGGUUCAACUCGUCCGAGAGCGAACGGAUACAAACAGUUUCAUCUUUCCUUGGGCUACGACGAUCGAGUUUGUCGGUAUCGACUACAGGCGACAGAAUGAGUGCCUUGCCUAUUUGAUUACCGAGUGGCAUCUACUAACAUCGGCCACGUGCGUACAAGAAGUGCAGGAAAACGAGCAAGAGAUUUUUGUACGACUUGGAGGCUUUAACAGUUCAGAACUGCCGAAACAACAGAUCCGUUACGUGGAGAAAGUGAUCGUGCACAGCAAAUACAGUAAACAGGGUUAUCAGAAUAACUUAGCUAUCUUAAAACUACGUAAAAAGGCCAUCAUAUACGAUGGCACUGUGAAUCCAAUAUGCUUACCGCAUGGACCUCAUAUUCAAAAUGAUACGGUACUGUCCUUAUUUGGAAGAAAAAAGUUCUUCUCAAACCUAGAAAAUUGGAGGAUUCGUGUAGUGGACAAUGAGUUCUGUCACAAGAAGGUUGUUCUUCCUACAAAAGAGGCAUUUUCAAUAGAUGAUGGCAGUGUUAUUUGUGCGCAAUUAGUGGAGCCUGAAAAGAAUCGCAAUGUCCUAACAAGGCUUCCAGCGCUACUGGACAAGAGUAAAGAGGGCGGUGCAAACUUAUUGAUAGGCUUUCUGUUAGACGAGUCUGUGGAUUUUUCGAACAACGAAACGUUCCUAGAGCUAGUAAAUGUGGGUCAUUAUUAUGAUUGGAUAGUUCAGAAUUUGUAACAAUAACAAUACAGGGUAUUAGUGCCGGAUAUGAUUAAAACAGAGUUAACGUGUUUCCCAGCAUAGCA
This is a messenger RNA of Anopheles gambiae (African malaria mosquito), 1772 nucleotides long. RefSeq names its product prostasin. The record is from RefSeq and is a predicted model, not a curated record. Gene Ontology annotation, molecular function: serine-type endopeptidase activity. Lineage: Eukaryota; Metazoa; Arthropoda; Insecta; Diptera; Culicidae. The transcript is spliced from 3 exons. Gene Ontology annotation, biological process: proteolysis. The coding region runs from base 16 to 1704 and encodes 562 amino acids.